AUUAUAGGGUUUAAGGGAAGAUCGAUAUCGUCUCAUCGCUGAAAGGGCAAGGUAAGAUUGUUUCUGCAGGAUUGUGAUCCGAGGGAGCUGUGAAACAGUCUGCUUCUUAGCAGGAAACAUAUUAGCAGUUAUUUGGCUGAAUGGGUUUCCCAGCUGUGUAUGCCUGUAAAUGAGAGCUCUGCAUGGGCAACGCACAAUGUAUCCCUGUGUUCCUACACUGUGCUAUGAAGUGACAUCAUUACAAUGCAGUGACAUCAUUGCUUUGUAUAACUGGGUGCAUUCGUAAACUCGAUCUGACACUCACUGGGCACUCUGUCAAAAAGUUCCAGAGCGAGGAUUUCUGUUGGAGUUUACAAAUGGCUAUUUGGGUUAUUAAACAAGGGAUGUUUCGUGCUAAUAUAAUGACAGUCAGGGCACAAAAGGCAUGCGUCUCAGUUGUGAACGUAUAAAAUACAUCUUUAAAUAAGGACAGAAAGCAAAGAGAUAAUUAUCUUUUGAUGUUUUUUUUAUUACAGUUUUGUGGGCAUAACACAGGAUAUGCUUGAGAAGGAUCACAGAACUUCCCUGCCAAGCUUUCUGCCAACUCAUUGAUCCUGAACCUCUCAUGAACAAGAAGCCCAGUACAUACAGUAGGAAGGCUAUUAUUCCCAGCCGGAGGCACAGUGUCUCCACUAGUAAGAUUCCUGACCCUAGCAAGAACAGACGCAGCGUUUGCAGUAGUGCGUCUGGUAUAAUCAGCAGCGCGCCCAGUCCCUCUUUCACUGAGCUUGUUGCCCUUAUCAAUGACCCUUCUGCUUCUAGGAAAAAAGACCCUCGUGGAAGUAAGCCCUUGAGCCCUGAGGCUGUCCCUCCUAGCCCUGCGACUAUGCUCCCUAGACAGUCCCCUGGUCCAAAAUCAGCCCCCUCUUUCAAUGAGGCUGAGUCUCCUACCCCUGAUGCUGUCCCACCUAGUCCUGAUGUGGCCCCCCCAAAUUCACAGGGGGCUCCUAACCCAGAAUCUGUGCCCCCUAUCUCAGAAUCAGUGACUCCUGGCGCCGGGGCUUCCCCCCUUAGCCCUCAGGCUGAGUUGCCAAGCCUCCUAAACAGUGAAGCUGACCUCCACAGGAAUGAGGCUGGCCCUCCUAGUUGUGUGGUUGGCUCCCCACUGUCCCUGUUUAUUUCCAACCUGAACCAGGAUUUGCCCCGCUCUGCACUGGCCUGCAUGCUGAGAGAGGUGCUGUCAGAGCUGGACGUGAGCCUCUCCAGGCAGGACAUCGAGGUGGUGAAGCGGCAGAACCGCUUCCUCGCCAUCAUCCACCUGCAGACGGAGCAGGAUUCUCAGACCAUACUGCAGAGCCUGGAGAGCGCGUCACACAGGGCCAAGCAGGGCGUCCUGAAGGACUUGGCAGCGUCUGGGAAGAGCCUGACUGUCCGCAGACAAAAGACAGACUCCGAGUCCCUGCAGCGUCCGUCCAUCCCUUGCCUACCCCAGAAGAAACUAGUGCUGGGGAGUGGAAGCGACACCCAGGAGUCCCCUUUGGGGGGCAAAGGAGUCAUGGGCACCCAAUCCGACAGUUCCAUCAGCAGGCAGGAGAUUUUGGGGAGCGAGAAGCUGUUCUACGGGGCACAUGUGGGCAGCGAGACUCGCAAUAUGGAGUUCAAGCGCGGGGGAGGGGAGUACCUGAGGAUGGGGUUCCAUCACCACCUGCGGAAGUAUGCCUGUGCCUUCCUGAACGGGGAGGGGGGCAGCCUGCUGGUGGGAGUGGACAACGACGGGGUGGUGCGCGGGGUGGAGUGUGGUUACCGUGACGAGGACCGGACCAGGCUGCUGGUGGACUCUGCUCUCAAGGGCUUCCGCCCGCAGGUGUUCCCUGAGGCCUACUCCCUCAGCUUCUUGCCCGUGCUGAAGGGAGACUCCACCGGCCUCUUCCUGAAGGUGGUGCGGCUCAGCGUGCACCCCCCGGUCCCACAGAGAGAGCCCGUGCUCUACGAGACAGACCAUGGCGAGGUGUACAUGCGACGGGACGGCAGCCUGCAGGGGCCCCUCAAAGCGAGUGACAUACAGGAGUGGUGCCGCCAGAAGUGGAGCAGUGAGGUGGUGAGGCUGCAGAAUCACCUCAACUGUCUGCUGCAGGAGGAGAGGGCACUGCAAGACGAACUCAAAGAGCAGAAGAGAGUCCUCGCUGAGCUGCAGUGUGGAGAGAAGACUGGAGAGGAGUGGAGCCAGAAACACAGCCAGGGGGAGACCAGAGAAGAAGCAUCACACAUGGAACAGCCCACAGUCACAUCAUCAAAGAUCUGCAAGGUCAUGUAGCCUGGGCUGGGGAAACCUAUACAGAUUUCAAAUGUAUGACAUAGAAACUAUACAUUUUAUAUAAAUGGUUCAUAUAUAUAUUUAUCUUGUUUUAUAUGCCCCCUGUAUGUUUGUUUCAAUGUAUGGUUACUUAGAAGUCAUACAAAGUUGAGAUCCAUAAAGCAAUUGAAAGCUAAUAUCCACAGUGUAAAUCGAUCGUAGUACAACAGAAACUCUGCAGCAUGUCCCUGGCAAUGGAAGUGACAUUUCUUAAAUAGCAGUCUGCACUUUCAACUCUGAUGUGAAAUAAAAUACAUGUAUAUUUCAUGGGACUCAAAGGAGGAAUAUACCAACAAUUCUAUAACAUUAGCAACAAACAACUUAGUGCAGGAAGGACCAGUUAAAGUAAUGUCUUGAUUACAGUAGAUUUGCUAAUCUGAUCACUGCUAGUGCAAAGUGACCCAUAAACUGAACUAGGGAUUGACUACUUAAUGUCUGGUGCUGUGUACUGUUGUGUAACACUCUACUAGUACACACUUUAACACACAAAAUCUUUACUGUGCUGGGUUCCAAGUGGCUCACCUGGUCACAGCACAGCUGCAUGAUGUGCAGGGUGAGUCAUAUUGUCAGGGGAGCGCAGGUUCACGUCCUGGCUGUGCAAAGUCUCCGGUCUUCGCUGGGGAUUUCGGUAGAGGCCGUCACAUUGUCAGGGACUGUUUCUCCUCAUCGCGCUACAGUGCACCCUACUGGCCAGAUGCCCAGUGAGCUCAGGCAGAACCUGCAGGGCUGGCCUAUGUCCUCCAGAGGGCGGUAGCUCGCUGACAUCCGCUGUCGAGUUCCUGGGUGUAGAAGAGGAAGCUGGCUCGUUCGUGGAAUCGGAGGACGCCCAUUGAACUUCCAGAUCUCCUGAGCUGUGUGGGGAAUUGCUGUGGUGAGGGGAAAAAAUGAUUGGACGUUCUAAAUUGGGGAGAAAGUUGAGGCUAAAAUAAUUGGGCACACUAAAAAAAAAAACUGUUACUGCUGCUGCUUUGAAAAUGAAGUGUGUGAUUAAUGGACUACCAGAUUCUGAGUUCACUUUUCCAGU
Messenger RNA from Acipenser ruthenus (sterlet), 3356 nucleotides. RefSeq names its product schlafen-like protein 1. Lineage: Eukaryota; Metazoa; Chordata; Actinopteri; Acipenseriformes; Acipenseridae. The record is from RefSeq and is a predicted model, not a curated record. The transcript is spliced from 4 exons. Bases 605 to 2293 code for a protein of 562 amino acids.